Papilio polytes (common Mormon) is the source of this 4146-nucleotide messenger RNA. Its product is annotated as probable multidrug resistance-associated protein lethal(2)03659. The record is from RefSeq and is a predicted model, not a curated record. Gene Ontology annotation, biological process: transmembrane transport. NCBI's taxonomy places the organism in Eukaryota, Metazoa, Arthropoda, Insecta, Lepidoptera, Papilionidae. The transcript has 29 exons. Gene Ontology annotation, molecular function: ABC-type transporter activity; ATP binding; ATP hydrolysis activity. Gene Ontology annotation, cellular component: membrane. The coding region runs from base 37 to 4143 and encodes 1368 amino acids.
AUUGGUUACGUUUAAUAAACGAUAUUCAAAUAAAAUAUGGACACCGGCCCGAAGCAGAGGAGGAUAUUAAAUCCGAGAUUUAAAGCGAAUCUGUUUUCUGUGCUGACAUUCGGUUGGACUCUGGAAACAUUCAAGCUUGGCUACAGUCGAGACAUACGAGAUAAUGAUUUGUAUGCACCAUUACCUGAGCAUCAAUCGGAUAUUUUAGGUGAUGCGAUGCAGAAGGCAUGGGACCGUGAACUUGAGAACUAUAACGACCUUGGUGAAAAUAACAAACCUAGUCUAUGGAGAGUGCUGACGAAGGUGUUUGGCGCAGAACUAAUGCUGUAUGGAUUGAUAUUGGCAGCUAUGGAAUUUUUAAUACGAUUACAACAGCCGCUGUUUCUGGGCCUGUUACUGCGUUAUUACAGUCCAGCUCAAGAUUUAUACAAUAGCACAGUAGAUUCGACAUAUUUCUCCCGGUUGUUCUCGUACUACGACAAGGAGAGCGGCGUGUUAUGGGGCGAAGCAGUAUUCUUUGCCUUCGGCGUGGUCUUCUGCAGCACCGCCAACGUCAUGGUCGCUCAUCCCUUCAUGAUGGGUGUCACACACCUCGGCAUGAAAAUGAGAGUCGGUGUCUGUAGUCUUAUUUAUAGAAAGUCUUUAAAAGUGAGUUUGCAAUCGAUGUCAGAGAACAGCGCGGGGCUUGUUGUCAAUCUCAUGGCGAAUGAUGUUAACCGAUUUGACACCGGACCCUCAUUUAUCCAUUACCUUUGGAUCGGACCGGUUGAAACAAUGCUAAUGACAGUUUACCUAUAUAGAGAAAUGGGUAUAUCCGCGGUGUACGGGGCUCUUAUUGUAAUUGCCGUCGUGCCUUUUCAAAUAUGUCUCGGGGUUGCAACUGCGUUUUACAGAAACCAAACGGCUUUCAAAUCUGACGAAAGAGUUAAAUUAAUGAAAGAGAUCGUGAUGGGGAUUGAGGUGAUCAAAAUGUACACGUGGGAAAUGCCAUUUAGAAAGAUAAUCGAUACCGUAAGACGACAAGAAAUUCGCUGCAUCAAAAUGACGUCAUACAUCCGCGGUCUGAUAAUGUCCUUCAUCAUGUUCACUGCGCGGUUUAGCAUCUUCAUUACGGUUCUUCUGUACGUCACCUACGUGAACCGCAUCACUGUUGAGAACGUAUUCUUCCUCACCUGCUACUAUAAUAUCAUGAGGCAAACUAUGACACUGUUCUUCCCUCAAGCUGUCGGACAAAUAGCUGAAAUGCAUGUUGCAAUACAGAGGAUUAGAGAUUUUUUAUUGAGCGAGGAAUGUGACCUGCCACCUCGCGAGCUGCUGCUCGCCGACACAACCAUACAGGAUAAAAAACCUAAGAAAAGAGUUACCAUUUCAAUUGACCCGGUAGAAAUGAAAAGAAGAUAUUCACCUGUGAGACAUCUACCGGAACCUAGUAGUUCUAAAGGAGUUCCAAAAGAUAAAAGCGAACAUACGAUAAAGCAAGAAAUUAUAAUUAAAUUUGAAAACGCAUUUAGCCGUUGGAUAAAAUCGUCUAAUGAAGAGGAUGUUGAAGAUAUUACUUUUAACAUAAUGUCCGGAUCACUGACGACUGUAAUAGGCGCGGUUGGUUCCGGCAAGUCAACUCUGCUGCACAUGAUGCUGAGCGAAUUGCCGGCUUCCCGCGGCACCGUCAACGUUAACGGCACCCUCAGCUACGCUUGUCAGGAUCCCUGGCUCUUUGUAGGUUCUGUACGUCAAAACAUUCUAUUCGGUCAACCUUUUCAAAAAUCCCGAUACAUGGAGGUUUGCAAAGUGUGCGAAUUAGAAAGGGAUAUAUCGCUCUUUCCUCACGGUGACAAGACUGUAGUCGGCGAACGAGGAGUAUCGCUGAGUGGUGGACAAAGAGCUAGGAUAAAUUUAGCUAGAGCUGUUUACAAAGAGGCUGACAUAUAUUUAUUAGACGACCCACUAUCUGCAGUGGAUACUCAAGUUGCGAGGCAUAUUUUUGAAAAGUGCAUUAAGAGGUAUCUGGCAAGUAAAACAGUCGUACUGGUAACACAUCAAAUACAAUUUAUAAAAUCCGUCGAUCAAAUUAUAAUAAUGGAUAAGGGUAAAAUUCUCGCAGAAGGUGGUUUUGAAGAUUUGAACGAACAAGAACUAGCGAUAAUUCAACUGAUGCAAAAUAAGACACGCGAGGUGCGUGAGGACGAUUCCGUGCCGAACCUGGCCAGCCAGUCCAUGCUGCAAACGAGCGCGGUCAGCCUGUCACGACGAAAUUGGUCCAUUAUCCUGGACGCCAGCGUUGCUGAUCAAAAGCCAGAAGCGGAGGCACAAGCUAUAGGACGAGUUCGCAGCUCGGUAUAUCAAGAAUAUUUUCUGGCAGGGACCUCGUAUAUCUAUGUUUUUAUCGCUGGCAUAUUGUUCUUUUUAGCACAAUUCUUCGCUAGCGCUAGUGAUUUUUGGAUAAGUAAAUGGAGUCAAAUCGAAGACCAUCUAACGGGAGACUCGUCUAUCGAUCGUUUAUUGUGGUCUCAAGGCGGCUUGUACCGCAAACAUUACGUCAUCAUCUUCGGCAUUCUGACCAUUGCUACCGUUGCAAUUGCUCUCUGUCGGGCCUUCAUGUUUUUCUCGCUUUGCAUGAAGUCUUCUAUUAAGUUACAUGAUCAAAUGUUUGACUGCGUGUCACAAUCUCCGAUGAGUUUCUUCCACUCCAAUCCUUCGGGUAGGAUUUUAAAUCGUUUUAGCAAAGACAUGGGGUCUAUAGACGAGCUCCUACCGCAAGCGAUGCUCGAUUGUUUUCAAAUAAUGCUGAACCUGGCUGGUGUCAUAGUGGUUAUAUUAAUGACAGAUAUAACCAUGUUAAUACCUAUAACAACUUCAUUGAUUAUUUUCUACAUAUUUCGUAUCAUAUAUGUACGUACGACCAGCGCUAUAAAACGAUUAGAAGGAAUCACCCGUAGUCCCGUCUUCGGGCACGUCAAUGCGACUGUGCUGGGCCUUGCGACGAUCCGUUCGUUCGGCGCGGAAGGUCUGCUUGCUCAGGAGUUCGACCGGCACCAGGACCUGCACAGCGCCGCCUGGUACCUCUUCAUUACGUGCAGCCGCGCCUUCGGAUACUUCCUCGAUAUCAUCUGUCUUUUGUUCAUCGUCUGUGUUACUUUCAGCUGCUUGAUGAAAACUGAUAAUGAAGGCAGCAACGUAGGUCUUGUAAUCACACAAUCGAUAUCACUAACUGGAGUGUUCCAAUGGGGCAUGCGCCAGUCCGCAGAAAUGGAGAACCAAAUGACGAGCGUCGAAAGAGUUCUGGAAUACACAAAACUCCCGCAAGAGGCCGCCCUGAGAAGUGAAGCAGAGAAAGCGCCGCCAGCAGACUGGCCGCCAGAAGGAGCCUUGACCUUUGACGAUUUAAGUUUGAAAUACACCCCCGAUGGUAAUUACGUACUUCAUAAACUGCAAUUCAACGUAAAACCUCAGGAAAAGAUCGGCAUAGUCGGUAGAACUGGUGCCGGGAAAUCUUCUAUCAUUCAAGCGUUAUUCAGGCUGGCGUAUUUAGAAGGAACCAUUGUAAUAGACGGCGUCGAUAUAUCCACAAUCGGUCUACACGAUUUGAGAGAAAAGAUAUCUAUUAUACCACAGGAACCAGUUUUAUUUAGCGGGACUAUGAGGAAAAAUCUAGAUCCAUUCGAUGAGUACUCAGAUGAAACGCUGUUAAAAGCUCUUAAUAAUGUUGAAUUACUUAAAGCUGACGAGGGCGUUGAAGCACUCUACAAGCAAGUGUCGGAGAGCGGGUGCAACUUCAGCGUGGGCGAGAGGCAGCUGGUGUGCCUGGCGCGCGCCAUCGUGCGGGACGAGCGCGUGCUGCUACUGGAUGAGGCAACCGCCAACGUGGACGCACAAACAGACGCCCUCAUACAAACCGCCAUCCGCCUGCACUUCCAACGCUGCACCGUGCUCACAAUCGCUCACAGGCUCAACACCGUCAUUGACUCCGAUAAAAUAUUAGUGUUAGACGCCGGUCGGCUUAUGGAAUAUGAUCACCCGCAUAUUCUACUGCAGAACAAGAAGGGAUAUUUCCGCAAAAUGGUUGCCGAGACCGGCCCCGCCAUGGCCGCCAUGUUGCACAAAUUGGCUAAAGAGAGCUAUACGAAAGUUGAGAAACAGGAGUAAAGA